Messenger RNA from Lodderomyces orthopsilosis Co 90-125, 1374 nucleotides. RefSeq lists its product as uncharacterized. Gene Ontology annotation, biological process: maturation of SSU-rRNA. The coding region runs from base 1 to 1374 and encodes 457 amino acids. The transcript has a single exon. The record is from RefSeq and is a predicted model, not a curated record. NCBI's taxonomy places the organism in Eukaryota, Fungi, Ascomycota, Pichiomycetes, Serinales, Debaryomycetaceae. Gene Ontology annotation, cellular component: cytoplasm.
AUGCAAAUAGAACCGCAUCUCGAUGAGCUAAAAAAAUGGAAACCACCACCAAAUACAAUAUUAACAAUGUCAUCAUCGCAAGAAGAAUAUUCAUCAGACGAAGAAAGUAUCUACGACUCCAAUGAAAAUCACAGAUCGAAAGUUCUUUUAGGAUUUGUCGAUGCACCAGUAACACAAGAUGAUCAACCAACGAUAGAAGAUACUUUCAUUGGUGGACAACCAAUUUGGCUUAACCCUGAGUCAAAGCCACAAGAAAGCUACUUAAUUUGUGAUCGUUGUGGAAAGAAAUUGGCGUUAUUGUUGCAAGCAUUCUCACCACUAGAUGGUGCUUUAUAUGAUCGGGUAUUGUACAUAUUUGGUUGUAAAGAUAGUCAAUGUUCGAAGCAAAAGGGAAGUGUUAAAGUAAUUAGAGGUAUCAACAAGAAUGAAAAAGUAGUAAAGAGGAUAAAGGAGGAACUAGAUGGUAUUAAAGUGAAGGAAAUGGAGGAUAAAUUGAAACUUGAACAGCUGAAGAAGUUGAAUGACGAGUUGACCAAGAAUUUAUUCAAUAACGACAAGCCAAGUGAUAAUCCGUUUGGAAAGUCGAAUCCAUUUGCUAAAAAUGAUAAUCCAUUUAGUAGUAAUCUGUCCAACCCAUUUGCAAAACCUGAAUUUAAAGAAACCAAGACAAAUGAAUCCCCAUCCUCCACUAAGAAUCUGCAACUGUAUGCCGACGUGGCAAAAACUGCACCGAAACUGCCAAAAAAGGUGGAAAAGAAAUUACAAGGUGACUUACCUCAGUACAAUGGUAGUUUUGUAUACGUUGAUCUGGAAAAGUUUCGCAAGGACAAAGAUGAAGAUGCUCAAUUGGCCAAGUACAAGCAUUUAAUUGAAGAAAACGACUCUUUAGAAGAAGGUUCAUCUUCAAGCAAGAGACGUGGAUCAUCAUCAUCAGCAGUGUUGGAUCCACAUACAACUAAAAUUUCCAAUAUGCUAGAUGACAAGUAUUUUGAAAACUUUUCAUCUACAGUCAAACAUAAUCCAGGUCAAGUAUUGCGAUACGAUUUGAAUGGCAAACCAUUACUUUACAAUGGUAAAGACGAAGUUGCCAAGAUAUUUUUAAAUGCAAACAAUCAACCAAAUAUCCCUCGUCCUGGUUACAAUCCCAGUAGUGAACGUCGAUUUGAAUUACAAUUGAUGCCAAAGGCAAUCAUGGAUCUCGAAGGAUUGGAUGGAGAUAAUGUUGACAUUAAGGAUAUAUUGAAUGGAAUGUCAUGGGGUACAAUAAUUGUAUGUACUGAUGUUGAAGAUUAUAUUCCAGAGGAGAAAUUUGAUGAAAACAAGGUUGGCUAUAUUCAAGAAUGGUGUGGUGUUCAAUGGGAAGAAAGUGUCUAA